AUGAAUCCUUUAAGUGGUCUUGUUAAUUACUCUGAUGAUGAAAACUCCAGCUCAACGUCUUCCGAUGAUGAACAACAAGGUAUUAUUCAAUCAGCAACAACAGAAGAUCUACCAAGAUCGGUUGAAUCAAAAGAUAAAACAGCCUCAGCGCCGCAGAGAAUAGAAAGCCGAGUUGGCGAUCACAAUAGACGAUUAAUAGCAGCGAUAGCACCGAAGCCCAUAGAGGGUGUAGAUAAUUGGGGUAUACCCGAUGAGACAACUGAGCCUUGCAGUCCAGGCCGCGUUGAACGGAUUGCUCAUUUUUUGUCCUUAAAAGCCUCAGGGCACCGACUCAAUCAUCAUCUGCAACGUAAUAAAGCAUUCCAUAACCCGCGUAUCUAUACCAAACUAGUUGAAUUUACAGAAGUCGAUGAAAUUGGGAGCAAUUUUGAUAAAAAUGAUUACGACCCGCAUGGGUUUCCUAAAGAAAUGUAUAUUGAUGGUAUCCUGGAAACGCAAAAAAACCUUGCUGAAGAAAAGGCAAUGCAACAACAAAAUAGAACUUCUGUAAAUUUUGUACCUCCUCAACAGCAACAACCAGCAAAAGCAACAACCAAUUUAACAGAACAACAAUCAGCAGCCAUGGCGCAAGCCAUGGAGGCGGCAGCAAGAGUAGCAAGCCGUAUUGCGAAACCCCCUCCAGUGAGUACAUUACCUACUGCAGCUGUCACUCCUGAGAAAAGAAGGAGCAAAUGGGAUGAUACAGGUAGAAGAGAUAAAAGAGGAUAA
Molecule: messenger RNA, 768 nt
Organism: Mycotypha africana
Lineage: Eukaryota; Fungi; Mucoromycota; Mucoromycetes; Mucorales; Mycotyphaceae
Product: HCNGP-like protein-domain-containing protein
Exons: 3
Coding region: 1-768 (255 amino acids)
Biological process (GO): regulation of DNA-templated transcription
Cellular component (GO): nucleus
Source: RefSeq, a predicted model, not a curated record